AUGGUGAAGAGAUGUGCUUGGGGAACAUGCAAAAGCGAUUCGAGGUAUCCAGCAUGCUUAAAAAAGGACAAUGGGACUUCAGUAUCUUUCCACAGUUUCCCAACUGAGAAGAAACCUAAGGAAAAAAGGCAAAUUUGGAUGAAUGCAUGUUGUCGAGGCGACAAGUUCGUCUGUCGGAAAGACAUCUAUAUAUGCGGUUUUCGUUUUAUUGGUGAAAAUGGACCCACAGCAGAUUAUCCUGAUUCGAUACCAGCUACAGCUGAUGGGAAUAAAGUAAGUUAUAUUUUAUAAUAAAUAUAUUUGCUUUUCUACUAAUGACCUGUACAUGGGGUAUUAAUAAUAUGUCUUGACUUUUGUUUUAUAUUUUAUACAGAUGAACGUUUAUGAUGAAAAAGGAAGCCACCAAAACCUCGACAUACUUACGGCAAACGUUUUAAAAAAACGUUUGAAAUGUCCGCAACAGAAGCUUUACAUUCACCUAGUGAAAGCUUUCCCAUGCACAGCCGGAAAGCCUAGCACAAAACGACGUUGA
Paramuricea clavata is the source of this 532-nucleotide messenger RNA. NCBI's taxonomy places the organism in Eukaryota, Metazoa, Cnidaria, Anthozoa, Malacalcyonacea, Plexauridae. The record is from the annotation of a GenBank genome assembly.